Salvelinus sp. IW2-2015 is the source of this 1357-nucleotide messenger RNA. RefSeq names its product solute carrier family 35 member E3 (gene slc35e3). Lineage: Eukaryota; Metazoa; Chordata; Actinopteri; Salmoniformes; Salmonidae. Gene Ontology annotation, molecular function: nucleotide-sugar transmembrane transporter activity; antiporter activity. The record is from RefSeq and is a predicted model, not a curated record. Gene Ontology annotation, cellular component: Golgi apparatus.
AGAUCGCAUCAUCUGACGUCACUGCUCCCGUUAAGUUGCAACCAGGCUCUUUCUCCUGUAUGAUCCACAUGCGAUGGGAAAGUAUGAAAGCGUUGUGUAACUGUACAUGCAGGACCGGAACACUAUAGAAUGUAAUGCCACUGUAUAGGCCCUGUAAAUGUUUACGAAAGGGGAUGUAUGCCCGAUCAGUCGGUAGUGUCGAAGCCUGGAGAGAGACCCCCGCAACUUUUCUUGAUGUGUGGCAGAGGGUAGACAUUUUUGUUGGUUUACAUUAGCUACCUAGCUUCAUACUAUACGGUACUACUAAAAACCUGUAUGUAGAUUUUACAGGACCGUUAUCAAGACGACCAUGGCUAACCGACUGUCGGACCUUUUCUCGAACAGCCGCCUYGUCAUUGGAUUAUUGGCCAACUUGCUAUCAUCGAUAUGCAUCGUUUUCAUCAACAAAUGGAUCUAUGUUCACUAUGGCUUCCCGAACAUGACUCUGACUCUGAUCCAUUUCGUUGUGACAUGGCUUGGACURUGGSUAUGCCAGAAGAUGGACAUAUUUGCGCCAAAGAGUCUCCAACCCACCAAAAUUAUCUGGCUCGCUCURAGCUUCUGUGGSUUCGUGGCUUUCACCAAUCUGUCUUUACAAAACAACACCAUCGGCACUUACCAGCUGGCCAAAGUGAUGACAACUCCUGUGAUCAUUGUCAUACAGACAAUGUACUACAAGAAGACAUUCUCCACCAAGAUCAAGUUGACUUUGGUGCCCAUAACGUUAGGUGUGAUCCUCAACUCCUACUAUGAUGUGAGAUUCAACCUCCUGGGGAUGGUCUUUGCCACACUAGGAGUGUUCGUCACCUCCCUCUAUCAGGUGGUAAGUAGUGAUGCUUUGAAGUGCACUUGGACCUGUGGUGUGAAACAGCAUGAGCUCCAGGUCAACUCCAUGCAGCUACUCUACUACCAGGCCCUGUCCUCUGCCCCUUCUCUCCUCGUGCCCUUCUUCGAACCUCUCUCUGGAGGGGGCAUUUUCGGGCCCUGGUCCUUCCCAGCACUGGCCAUGGUGAUGCUAUCUGGCCUCAUAGCCUUCCUAGUCAACCUGUCAAUCUACUGGAUCAUAGGGAACACCUCUGCUGUCACCUACAACAUGUUUGGCCACUUCAAGUUCUGCAUCACCCUGUUGGGGGGCUAUGUUCUCUUCCAGGACCCCCUGUCUCUAAACCAGGGCCUGGGCAUCCUCUGUACCCUCGCUGGCAUCCUCUCCUACACCCACUUCAAGCUGGCAGAGCAGGAGGAGGGCAAAAGCAAGCUGGUCCAGAGGCCAUGAUAGGCCCACCGGAGUGCCAAUCCAUAGAGGCUGCUGCUCUCAUUG